Molecule: messenger RNA, 2041 nt
Organism: Scylla paramamosain (green mud crab)
Lineage: Eukaryota; Metazoa; Arthropoda; Malacostraca; Decapoda; Portunidae
Exons: 2
Coding region: 77-1279 (400 amino acids)
Source: RefSeq, a predicted model, not a curated record
UGACCAGUGUACCGGAAGCGCUCACCUGUCCUCCUCACCUGUUCCCCCACCUGCCUCGCCUUCCUCAGGUUACAGUAUGUCUAGAAUCACUGCUGCUGAGUACAUACGUAUGAGACGGAAGGGGCAGCCGGUUCCAAUAGACAAGGCACCAAGGAAAGCAGCCGAAGAGAUGUAUAAGAAGAAAGUGGAAGAGGAAAAGGCAGAGGCAGAGAGAAGGGCGAAGGAGGAACGACUGCGACAGGAGCAAGAGGCGAAGGAGAAGAGAGACCGAGAGGAGAAGGAGAGGUUGAAACGCCUUGAGGAGGAAAAACAGAGGAAGGAACGAGAGGAACGGGAGAGAAAGGAGAGAGAGGAGAGAGAAAGAAAAGAAAGGGAACAGAAGGAACGGGAAGAACGGGAGAGGAAAGAACUGGAGGAAAAGAAAAGAAAGGAAGAGGAGGAGAGGAAGGCAAGAGAGGCAAAAGAAGAAAGGGAGAGACAAGAACGUGAAGCGAAGGAGAAAAGAGACAGAGAAGAAAGAGAGCGAAAGGAGAAGGAGGAAAAGAAACGCAAAGAAGAGGAAGAAAGAAAAGCAAGAGAAGCGAGAGAAGAAAAGGAGAGACAAGAACGAGAAGCAAAAGAAAAGAAAGAAAGGGAAGAGAGAGAACGGAAAGAGAAAGAAAAGAAAGAAAGAGAAGAGAGAGAACGAAAAGAAAGAGAAGAAAGAGAACGGAAGGAGAAAGAAGAAAGAGAAAAGAAAGAGAGAGAAGAAAGAGAACGAAAAGAAAGAGAAGAGAGAGAACGGAAAGAGAAAGAAGAAAGGGAGCGGAAAGAGAGAGAAGAAAAAGAACGGAAAGAGAAAGAGGAAAGAGAGCGCAAGGAGAAAGAAGAAGCAAGGAGACGAAAAGAAGAGGAACUAGAGAGAAAACGGAAGGAAAAGGAAGAGAGAGAUCGCGCCAAGAAAGAAAAGAAAAUGAAGGAGAAACAAGAAAAGAACCUCAAGAAAAAGCAAAUGAAGGAAAAGAGGGCGAAGGAACUAAAAGAGAAAAGAGAGAGGGAGGAGGAACUGGAGAGAAAGCGAGAGGAGGAGGAGAAGAAGGAGAAGGAGGAGUUGAGAAGGAAAUCGGAGGAGACGAAGGAGAAGAUCAAGAAGAAGAAGGAGAAACUCAAGAAGGAUUUAAGUGACCCGCAAAAACUUAAGGAUGAAAAACUUGAGAAUUUCUUAGGGUGGCUACAGAAUGGAAAGAAAGAUGACAUGGGCAAGUCCGUGGAACUUUUAGUGAGUGACGACGAUGACUGAAGGGAGGGACAGAGGAGGAACUUGGAGAGACUGGAUGAGUCUCAGUGUGGCGCGACAGAUGGCAGGAAUGAGUGUAUAUUGUUAGAGGUAUUUGUCUUGUGAAAUUCUGAAGACAUGAUGGUAAUGAUGAUUUGGAUGACUUUUUCUCAACUUUGGUGUACGAAAACAAAUAUUGCGAGUCACAUUAAGCAAGUUUUCGUAUGUGUUUUUUUUUUUUUUUUUCCUGUCUCGUCCCCAUCUAUUUCAACUUUUACUAGUAUGCUAUCAUUUGUGUGAAGGAAGUAGCAUACAAACAUACAAAUACAAAAUUCUAACAGGUGUUCAAUAAUCAGACGUACGAAAACUUGACUUGUGUACUAUGAGAAUAUUUCCAUGGUAAUACGUCAUCGAAGGAAGUGGUGUCAUGCUGUGCUUAAUAGAUACAAACACUCAGCACCAGACACCACCUCCACCAACACCACAGCUCCUAUCAGUCUCCCCAGGGUCACUCAUGUAAGGCAGUUCGCGAGACCAUAUGCUGAUUUCCAUUCGAUUCAUAGUAAAAUUUCACUGUACUUUAACACGUCACUUCUUUCUACCACGUGUCCAUUCCAGAGGCUGUGUGGGUCUUGAGCCGGAGUGGAAAUAAAAGUUAGUGCUGGAAGAAGCUAACAUGUCCAGAAACACAUUAAUGUACUACCUGUGAUACAAAGGAUAUAAAUAAAAUGUGCAUUUAUUCAUACUGUGUAUGUAAUUAAUUAAUGCAAUAUAUUGUUGAGUGUA